Molecule: messenger RNA, 681 nt
Organism: Penicillium argentinense
Lineage: Eukaryota; Fungi; Ascomycota; Eurotiomycetes; Eurotiales; Aspergillaceae
Product: ankyrin repeat domain-containing protein
Exons: 2
Coding region: 1-681 (226 amino acids)
Molecular function (GO): protein binding
Source: RefSeq, a predicted model, not a curated record
AUGACUUCUUCUACACCAAAACCCAAGCCAACUGUGCCUGUCGCACUCUCCGCCGAGGCCAUCGAUGACCUCAUCUACGAUGCCCGAGCUGGCGAUCUCGAGGCUUUGACGGCAGACAUCGCCAACCUGGCUUCUCAAAACACCUGUGCCGAGUCUCAGAUCGUCGCAUCUGCCAUCGACAUGGAGGAUGAGAGUGAGGGAGGCACUGGGUCUUGCGUCCUGCACUUUCCUGCCGCUAACGGCAAUAUCGAAAUCCUCAACUUCCUGCUCCAAAAGCUCUCCACCGGAGACGCUGCCCAGCGCACAGCAUUCGUCAACCACACUAACCACUCCGGAAACACACCAUUGCACUGGGCCGCCCUAAACACGCACAUUGAAUGUGUGAAGGCGCUCGUCGAGGCUGGCGCAGAUGUCACCGUCAAGAAUGACGCUGGACACGACGCUGUCUUCCUGGCUGAGCGGGCCGCCUGGUCUGCCUCCGCCGAGGAGGUUAAGGAGGAUGAGAACGGGGACCAGGAGAUUGAGAUGACUGUUGGCGAGGGUGAGGAUGAGGGUGAGAACCAACAGCCGGCUGGUGAAAUGUCUGCGGGCAGACAGGUUGUCGAGUGGCUGCUUAGCUCUGAGAAGUCGGCUGGUCUGGAGAGCUCCAGUGGUGCUAAGGAGGGUGAGGGUUCGGCUUGA